AUUUACCUCGACGGCUCCGCCGCGCCUCAGCACGAUAAGGUGGAGAAGCGGGCCGCCACCAUGCCCGACUCGCCGGCCGACGUGAAGACGCAGGCCAGGUCGACGCCGCCCAGCAUGCCCCCGCCGCCGGCCGCCGCGCAGGGCUCCGCGCGCCACCCCUCCUUCGCGCCCAGCACCAAUCGAGACGCCGGACCGCCGACGUUUCUGCCUCGCGGCCGUUUUCAUGGUUGCUUGAAAUGGUCCAUGGUCUGUCUCUUGAUGAACGGCAGCAGCCACUCGCCGACGGCCGUCAACGGCGCCCCGUCCACCCCCAACGGCUUCAGCAACGGGCCGGCCACCUCCUCCAGCGCCUCGCUCGCCAACCACCAGCUGCCGCCGGCCUGCGGCGCCCGCCAGCUCAGCAAGCUCAAGCGCUUCCUCACCACGCUGCAGCAGUUCGGCAACGACAUCUCGCCCGAGAUCGGCGAGCGGGUGCGCACGCUCGUCCUGGGGCUCGUGAACUCCACACUCACCAUCGAGGAGUUUCACGCCAAGCUCCAGGAGGCCACCAACUUCCCGCUGCGGCCCUUCGUCAUCCCCUUCCUCAAGGCCAACCUGCCGCUGCUGCAGCGCGAGCUGCUGCACUGCGCCCGCAUGGCCAAGCAGACGCCGGCGCAGUACCUGGCGCAGCACGAGCAGCUGCUGCUCGACGCCAGCGCCUGCUCGCCCGUCGACUCCUCCGAGCUGCUGCUGGAGGGCGCCGAGGGCGGCAAGAGGAGGACGCCCGACAGGACCAAAGAGAACGGCUUGGAGCGCGAGCCCCCGCACGCCGAGCACCUCAGCAAGCGGCCGUGCACGCUGAGCCCCGCGCAGCGCUACAGCCCCAGCAACGGGCUGGGCCCCCCGCCCAACGGGCUGGCGGCCCCCGCCGGCGCCCUGCCCCAGCACUACCGCCUGGAGGACAUGGCCAUGGCGCAUCACUACCGCGACGCCUACCGCCACGCCGACCCGCGCGACCCGCGUGAGCGCCACCGGCAAGCGGCGGUGCACGGGACGCGCCAAGAGGAGGUCAUCGACCACCGCCUCACGGACCGCGAGUGGGCCGAGGAGUGGAAGCACCUCAACAACCUCCUCAACUGCAUCAUGGACAUGGUGGAGAAGACGCGGCGGUCGCUCACGGUGCUGCGGCGCUGCCAGGAGGCCGACCGCGAGGAGCUCAACCUCUGGAUGCGCCGCUACAGCGACGCCGAGGACAUGAAGAAAGGGCCCCCGGGGCGCCCCCCCGGCGGCGCCGAGGCCCCACAGCUCGACGCACACCGGGAGUUCGCGCCGCGGCCCCUUGCCGGCUACAUGCCCGAGGAGAUCUGGAGGAAGGCUGGAGGAAAGCAACGGCGAGGGACCCGCAGCGCCUUCCUCGCCGACAAUGAGGAGGAGGAGGAGGAGGGAAGGGAGGAAGAAAAGACGAUGUAG
Messenger RNA from Nothoprocta perdicaria, 1449 nucleotides. RefSeq names its product CBFA2/RUNX1 translocation partner 3 (gene CBFA2T3). The transcript is spliced from 11 exons. Gene Ontology annotation, molecular function: transcription corepressor activity. The record is from RefSeq and is a predicted model, not a curated record. Bases 61 to 1449 code for a protein of 462 amino acids. NCBI's taxonomy places the organism in Eukaryota, Metazoa, Chordata, Aves, Tinamiformes, Tinamidae. Gene Ontology annotation, cellular component: nucleus. Gene Ontology annotation, biological process: negative regulation of DNA-templated transcription; DNA-templated transcription.